Oikopleura dioica is the source of this 447-nucleotide messenger RNA. NCBI's taxonomy places the organism in Eukaryota, Metazoa, Chordata, Appendicularia, Copelata, Oikopleuridae. The record is from the annotation of a GenBank genome assembly.
AUGGCAGAAUCGGCAGCAGCGCGAGUCGAUUUGCGAUACCGCGACAAGAUCCUUUCUGUCAACGAUGUGCCAGUAGAAGACAAGUCACAUGACCAGAUUGUGCAGAUUGUGCAGCAAGGUCGCGUCCUUAGAUUAAGAAUCAAGCGAUUAAUGAGCUGGCAGACGACAAUUGAGAAGGACGACGCCGGAUUUGGCUUUGGGGUCAGAGGAGGCGCUGAUUUUGAGCUUCCGCUCUAUAUUCUCAGACUUCACGAGACAACAAAUGAGAUAAAGUUUCGUGGAAUCCGUGUUGGAGACAUUCUCCUGGCCGUCAAUUCCGUCAACAUCGCCUCGUUCACCCAUCAACAAACUGUCGAUCUCAUCAAGAAAAGCUUCCCGACAUUGCAUCUGAGACUUCGCCGCGGAAACGGAACUGUUCCCGCCUUAUCCCGAGGCUUAUCGAGAUGA